Molecule: messenger RNA, 755 nt
Organism: Dioscorea cayenensis subsp. rotundata (Guinea yam)
Lineage: Eukaryota; Viridiplantae; Streptophyta; Magnoliopsida; Dioscoreales; Dioscoreaceae
Product: protein translation factor SUI1 homolog 1-like
Exons: 5
Coding region: 177-440 (87 amino acids)
Biological process (GO): translational initiation
Molecular function (GO): RNA binding; translation initiation factor activity
Source: RefSeq, a predicted model, not a curated record
UUCUAUUUAUUGAGGUCCUCGGCCAACGCCUUUUUUAUCACGAAGUUUUGAGUCUUAUCGGCUUUCUUCUCGACUUUCCUCCCGUUUCUCUUCGAUUUUCAGUUCAGAGACAAAUCAUCUAAGCAUCAACUAGCACCGUCCGUCCACGCUUUUUUUCAAUCCUUACUUUCAAGUUCAUGUCUGAACUAGACGCCCAGAUCCCAUCUGCUUUUGAUCCUUUUGCAGAGGCAAAUGCUGAUGACUCUGGUGCUGGCUCAAAGGAGUAUGUGCAUGUGCGCAUACAACAGCGCAACGGCAGGAAGAGUCUGACUACUGUCCAAGGAUUGAAGAAAGAGUUUAGCUACAGCAAGAUUCUUAAAGAUCUUAAGAGAGAGUUUUGCUGCAAUGGUACUGUCGUCCAGGAUCCAGAGCUUGGGUCAGGUCAUCCAACUUCAAGGUGAUCAGCGGAAGAAUGUCUCAAACUUCCUUAUCCAGGCAGGGAUUGUGAAGAAGGAAUCCAUUAAAAUUCACGGCUUCUGAGCUCCUGUGUCUGCCAGGAAAGCCAAGUGCUUGUGCUACUGCAUUAGAAAAGCUUAUUCUGUUUGGUUUGUACUGAAACUGUGAAGGGUUAUGCUGCAUAGCCCAAGGUCCCAGAUAUUCUCAUGGCUUAUUAUUUGUAUGAUCUUAUUAUUACUAUGGAAAACAUUUGCUGUAUGGUCACUUUGACUGCUGAUUAUGUCUCAAUUAUGUUUGCUAAUCUAAAGCAUGGUUUUUUA